Lingula anatina is the source of this 1808-nucleotide messenger RNA. RefSeq lists its product as uncharacterized. Lineage: Eukaryota; Metazoa; Brachiopoda; Lingulata; Lingulida; Lingulidae. Gene Ontology annotation, molecular function: protein binding. The record is from RefSeq and is a predicted model, not a curated record. Gene Ontology annotation, cellular component: Cul4-RING E3 ubiquitin ligase complex.
UGAGCAUGAUCUGCAAUGGCUGCCUAAAGAGCUGCCCCCUGGUGUGAAGAUGCUGCUGUCGACAUUGCCAGGGCGUGCCCUGCAAGCAGUUCAGAAUGCUGGUUUACCCAGUCUCCAUGUGAAACCACUCCAGAAGGAAGAGAAGGGAGAAAUCAUUGUAGGCUACCUGACUAAUUUCUACGGCAAGACACUGAAGCAGGAGUUGACGCAGUUGAUCAUUGAUGCGGAACCCACCAAUAACGCUCUCUACUUGAGAUCUCUGCUGGAUGAGGUCCGUCUAUUUGGCAGUUUUGAGCAGCUGGGCAACAAGGUUCGAGAGUAUCUGACUGCAGGGACACCUGGUGAUUUGUUUGCAAAAAUACUGGCGAGACUGGAGGGCGAUUUUGAGGACGAGAGCAGGCCUGGGUUGGUAAAGGACACCACUGCUGCCAUCUGGUGUUCUCACAAAGGAAUGUCUGAGGGAGAACUCCGGGACCUGCUGGAUGUGCCGCCAGCAGUCUGGUCGCCAUUUUAUCUCUCUCUGGAGGACAAUCUGGUGAACAGAAAUGGAAUUCUCAACUUCUUCCACGACCAUCUUCGUCAGGCUGUGGAGAGUAAAUAUCUCCCCACUGAGGAGGAGAAGUUGAAAGGUUACAAGACACUGGCCGAGUUCUUUGAGAAAAGAGAACUGGAUGGCAGGAAGGUCGAGGAGUUGCCUUUCUUACAAAGUAAAGCUGGUGAACUUGAAAAGCUGCAAGCAACAAUCAGUGACUUGAAUAUCUUCAAGAGAUUGGUGGAGAGUGAAGAUGGCAAGUUUGACCUCAUCAAAUAUUGGACAAAGGUGGGUGGUUACAGUAAGGCAGAGGAGGCGUACACAGCGGCCCUGGACAGUUACCCUGCAGACCAGAGAGACACAGUGGAGUAUCAUGCACUACAGGUCAACCUGGCUGACUUCUACAUGGAUACUGGGCUACUGAGUGCUGCCAGAGUGAUGCUAGAGAAGGUCCUGGCUAAGGCAGAGGAGAAGUACAUUCACAGUCAUGGCACUGUGGUCUACAACUUCAAAUGUCACUCCUGGAGACACAAGUCCAACCACCCAGACGUCAUUGAUUUGCUCCAGAAACUUGGCACAGUGUGUCACAAGCAGAGUGUGCUCAGGGAGGCAGAGUUAUACUUCAACGAUGCCAUUGCCAGACAAAACAGGAUAAUUACACCUUCACAGAAACUCAAGUUGACAGAAGGUCUGCUGGGCCUGGCUGCUGUUAAGGUAUCCAAAGAUGAAGCCAUUCAAGCGAAGAGAAUCCUGAUCAGAGCUCGGGAGUUGGCCACUGAGGUGUUAGGAUCCAGACAUCAUUAUGUCUCCGCCAUCAUUAACAAGAUUGGCCAGUUAACCUACAAGCAGGGCAGACUGGAGGAGAGCCUUGGGUACUUCCUCCAGGACCUGAAGUUGACCCGUGGGGAGGUGGGGACAGCACACCCCAGGGUGGCAGGAAUACUGAAUGACAUUGCGCUGGUCUAUGAUGACGGCAACGACCCACUGGCGGAGGAGCUGUAUGAGGCAGCAUUGGCCGUGCUUGUGGAAACCUACGGCCCUGAGCACCUGGAUGUGGCCAUAGUGAGGUACAAUCUUGGAGCAGUGUACUUUGCAACCAACCAUUUUGCCAAGGCUAAGUACCAGUUUGAGCACUGUGCAGCCACAUUUAAAGCCUUCCUUGGAGAAGACCACGUCCAGACUAAGGAUGCCCUCAGUGCUCUGAAUGAUGUCAAGGGAUUGGUCAAAUAAUAGGAUAACUUUUGUGUUUAAGAUACAGAAACAUUUGAGACAUGAA